ACAAUCUUAAGAACAAUGACGCGACUCUUCUUUCUGCUGUUCCUCUCAGUGGUCACUAGAAGAUGCAGUGCAGGAAGCGUUGCAGUGAGCAGGAGCUGGGAGGUGGUGAAGAAAGACAUUUUCAGGACCAAUCCUCUUAAGAUUUUAGAGGGCAACCCCUUCACUAGUUCUUCCCUCCGUUCCAUGCCUAGAAGCUGCAAGGAAAUCAAAGAGAGCUGCCAUAAAGCACCUGAUGGCCUGUAUUUCCUGCGUACAGAGAAUGGUGUCAUCUACCAGACCUUCUGUGACAUGACCUCUGGGGGUGGUGGCUGGACCCUGGUGGCCAGUGUGCAUGAGAACAGCAUGCAAGGAAAAUGCACAGUGGGUGAUCGCUGGUCCAGUCAGCAGGGCAGCCGAGCAGACUACCCAGAAGGGGACGGCAACUGGGCCAAUUACAACACCUUUGGUUCUGCAGAGGGAGCCACGAGCGAUGACUACAAGAACCCCGGCUAUUAUGACAUCCAGGCAGGGGACUUGGGCAUCUGGCAUGUCCCCAACAAGUCCCCACUGCAACAUUGGAGGAAUAGUUCCCUGCUGAGGUAUCACACCAACAGUAGCUUCUUCUCUGGUCUGGGAAACAAUCUGUUUGGACUCUACCAGAAAUACCCAGUGAAAUAUGGAUUAGGGGCAUGCCAGACUGGCAACGGUCCCGCAAUUCCUGUGGUCUAUGACUUUGGUGAUGCUAAGAAAACAGCAUCUUAUUACUCACCAUAUGGUCAGAGUGAAUUUGUUGCAGGAUUUGUCCAGUUCAGGGUGUUUAAUAAUGAGAGAGCCGCCAAUGCCCUGUGUGCUGGAAUGAAAGUUACUGGCUGCAACACUGAGCAUCAUUGCAUUGGUGGAGGAGGAUAUUUCCCAGAAUCCAGUCCCUGGCAGUGUGGAGAUUUCUCUGGUUUUGACUGGAAUGGCUAUGGAACUCACACUGGUUAUAGCAGUAGCCGAGAGAUAACAGAAUCAACGGUGCUCCUGUUCUAUAAAUAA
Molecule: messenger RNA, 1017 nt
Organism: Elephantulus edwardii (Cape elephant shrew)
Lineage: Eukaryota; Metazoa; Chordata; Mammalia; Macroscelidea; Macroscelididae
Gene: ITLN2
Product: intelectin 2
Exons: 9
Coding region: 16-1017 (333 amino acids)
Molecular function (GO): oligosaccharide binding
Source: RefSeq, a predicted model, not a curated record